Rhipicephalus sanguineus (brown dog tick) is the source of this 1435-nucleotide messenger RNA. RefSeq lists its product as uncharacterized. The record is from RefSeq and is a predicted model, not a curated record. Gene Ontology annotation, molecular function: nucleic acid binding. Gene Ontology annotation, biological process: DNA integration. The transcript has a single exon. Bases 29 to 1282 code for a protein of 417 amino acids. Lineage: Eukaryota; Metazoa; Arthropoda; Arachnida; Ixodida; Ixodidae.
CUGCAGAUGACCCCUCUUAAGUCAAGUGAUGAAUUUCACGAAGGACGACUGGCCGUCCUGCGCAAAAGGCCUGGACGCGAAUAUGGCACCCUUCGUCGAAAAGAAAUUGGAGCUGUCUUUGGCUCACGGGUUGUUGUACUGGGGCCGUCGAGUAGUCGUUCCGAUGAAGGCGCAACGUCACGUCUUACACCUUCUGCAUGAGCCACACCAGGGAUCUUCUGCCAUGAAAUCGGUCGCUAGAUCGUCAUUUUGGUGGCCAGGCUUACAUGGCGAUAUAGAGCGGGUUACCGCAUCAUGUCACACCUGUGUUCAAAACAUGCCCAUGACAACGUCAGCUAUUCCGAUCAGCUGGCCCCCUACCACAGAAAAGUGGUCACGAGUGCAUAUUGAUUCUGCUGGUCCGCAUGCAAGGAGCAUGAUUCUAGUGGUCGUGGACGCUCACAGUAAGUGGAUCGAAGCGGUGCCCAUGAGAAAAGCCAACGCUGCGUGCACAGUCAGCGGCUUGCGUGCUAUCUUCUGCCGAUUUGGCGUGCCACGAAUCAUCGUUUCUCAUAACGGAGUGCAGUUUACCAGUGACACGUUCUUAACUUUUGUCAAGAUGAACAAUAUAACGCACCUGCGCACAGCCCUUUAUCACCCACUAUCGAACGGUCUGGCAGAAAGGGCAGUCAGGACCAGUAAGGAUGGCCUCAAGAAGUUAAAUGAGGGACGGUUGGAAGAUAACCUAAACAAGCUGCUUUUCAAUUACAGAAGGACGCCGAACAGCUCUGGGAAAUCGCCGUCAGAACUUCUCUUCGGAUAUCAAAUACGAUCCCGCCUGAAUGCAUGUUUUUCUCCUUCAUGCGCAGGUUCGUCUGAUGACGCGGAUGAGGGGCCACCGCCAUCACCGGGCGCAGCUGUGUACGCUCGGAACUUCAGAACGGGUGAAAGAUGGACGCCAAGAACUGUUGAGUCUACUGCAGGGUCUCGGAUGGUUGGAGUACGAACGCCGGCCGGAGUUUUAAGACGACUUGUUGACCAGUUGCGAAAGCGGCAAUGCUCGACACCCACGAUCGACUCGGAUCAAGAACCGGAGAGGCAAGCAUCACAAUCUGGCACUACUAGCCACCAUGAACAGUCGCCGAUGCCGUCAACUGAACACAGGGGCACUGCAGCAGCUGAUCCCGAAGUUCACCCGGGAGCCACAUCUAGUAACGCUGCCACGGCCGUGCCCGACCAACCAGCCCAAGUCUUGCGGCGCUCUACUCGUCAACGAAAACCAGUGCAGCGACUUCAGUAUUAAGGGAAGAUAGAUGUUGUAAAGUGACGUCAGUUCCUAUGAAACUGCUCUGCACGUGCUGGUGGCGCAUGCGCCUUUCGUUUGCUCUCUCUCUCUCCCCUUCCCCCUUCAGUUGCUUUAUAUACACUUCCAAGUAGCAGGAAUAAACGAUUACGU